CUUUUUAAAUAUCUUACCUGUGGGAUGAUUUGUUUUGGUUCAUAGUGCACGCAUUGAAUGAUUUUCUGUAACAUUUCGAAACAACCUUUUUGCUAUUGAGCAAUUGUCAGUUGUAUAUAUUGGCGUAUUUAGAUUUUGACAUCAGAAGUCCAACGGAAUCAAAACUAUACGAGAUCUAACGAAUAGGAAGAGAAACAAAAAUGGCCUUAGUGAAACCAAAACAGUACGACUGGAAGGAUUCUAACUUGGCCUUGUUUGGCUCAGAUACAGAAAAACAAGUCAAAAAGGAAUCUGCAGAGCAUGAACCAGCCUGGAAAAAAGCAGGUUUGAAGCCAGGUAUCCAAAUCUGGAGAAUUGUGAAAUUCAAAGUUACACAAUGGCAAGAGGAAGAUUAUGGGAAAUUUUUUGACGGAGAUUCUUAUAUCAUACUGAAUACAUACAAAGAAACAGGAAACGAACAAUUGUUGUUCGAUGUACAUUUUUGGAUCGGAAAAUACAGCACACAGGACGAAUAUGGUACAGCAGCAUAUAAAACAGUUGAAUUAGACACUUAUUUAGAUGACGCGCCAAUCCAACACAGAGAAGUUCAAGGCCAUGAGUCAGAAUUGUUCAGAUCAUACUUCAAAACUAUCACAUAUUUACAUGGUGGCGCUGAUAGUGGUUUCAGACAUGUUAAACCAGAAGAAUAUCAGCCAAGACUUUUUCAUUUCCAUGGUGAUAAAUUUGGAGUAGAAGUUAAGGAGGUAACAAGAAAACGAAGCAAUUUAGAUUCAACAGACGUAUAUAUUCUUGACAUGGGUGCAAAAAUAUAUCUCUGGCUGGGUAAAGGUUGCAAUAAAGAUGAAAAAUUCAAGGGCCUGCAGUAUGUCAAUGCUCUGAAAGAUGAAAGAAGAGGAAAGAAGACCGAAACAGAAACUUUAGAAGAGGAAACAACCUCAGACUCGGACGAAUUUUAUAAAGCUUUAGACCAAGGGGAUGAAGAUGAUUUUGAUAGCAGUUCUGAUUUUGUUUCUUCAAAAACAGAAAAAGAACUUUACAGGUUAUCUGAUGAGAGUGGAGAAAUGAAAAUGACUUUGGAAAAGACGGGUCAAGUACAACAGAAUGAUUUAAAAUCAGAGGAUGUUUUCAUAUUGGAUAUACAAGAUGAACUAUUUGUAUGGAUUGGAAGGGAAACUACAUAUGCUGAACGCAAAAAUGCCAUGACAUAUGCACAUAAUUAUUUAAUGAAAACAGACCAUCCAUUGGUGCCUGUUAGCUGUCUUAAUGAAGGAAAGACAACAAAGGCAUUCCACUCUGCAAUUGCGGCAUAAACAAUCAAAACUUGUAUUGUGAACAUAUGUAUAUCUUAACUUUUUCAGUGAAUUUUGUAUAACAUGCAGUUCUGGGUUCCAAGAAGCAUAUUAAUUUGUGAAGUUCUCCAUUAUUUAUUCAACUCAGAGUUUAUGCCUUAGAUAUUAACAGUAAUGGAUUUCAAGUAUUUGAAAGGAAUUCUCAUUUUUAAAUGCUUUAAGAAACUUAAUCCUGAAGUAAUUUAUUUUUGUUAACAAUUUUAAAUAAAUAUUUUGUUAACUGUA
Molecule: messenger RNA, 1574 nt
Organism: Mytilus californianus (California mussel)
Lineage: Eukaryota; Metazoa; Mollusca; Bivalvia; Mytilida; Mytilidae
Product: gelsolin-like protein 2
Exons: 14
Coding region: 201-1310 (369 amino acids)
Molecular function (GO): actin filament binding
Source: RefSeq, a predicted model, not a curated record